GGCCAUCGGUGUGAAGAUUCGCGCUCUUUGCUUGCUCACUGCUCAGUAUCUAAACCGAACAGCAAAAUCCCACGAAAUCAUCGAAACGAGACUCCUUAUGGUUUAGUGCAGGAGCAGCGAGAAAUGGCAGACUCUCAAUCUGUGAAAAAGAAUAAAAAGAAGAAGAAGAAGCCUGCAGGAAACCCAAAUGCAUCUUCAGAUAUUUCGGCUCCUUUAAAAACUAAUAAUAGUAUUAAAGAAGAUAAAGUUUCAAAAGAUAAUCCUAGUAUUACGGAUAUUUUGCCCCUGAAGGUUGGUAUGUCUGCCAUGUUUAAAGACGUCGAGGUCACCAUGACAAAAUGUGAGGUGAAAAGUGAUGUACCUGCUUCAACAUCUUCAAAAAAGAAAAAGAAAAAAAAGUCCAAACAAGUUUCUGAGGAAAUUCCAAAAGAAAAGGAGUCUGCCAAUUUAUUAAGUUUCAAUGAAAAUCGUAUUGAAUUAGUUAACCACCCUGAAAUUAGUGUUACUGUUUCAAAGCUUACUGAAUCAAAAGAGAAUGAGCUGCCAAAGGUUAAAAAAGCAGAUUGUGGUUCUGUACCUGAACCAAAAAAUAAUGAAGAAAAUGCAUCUGUCAAUACUGCUAAAAAGAAGAAAAAGAAAAAAAAGAAGAAACAAUCAGAGACCAAAGCACCAACAGAAACAAAAGACAGUGUUACUGAAGAUAAUUCAUAUACUUCACCAACCUAUGUAAAGCUGCCUGCAAGUGGUGAUUCACUUGUUCUUGUUGUUAGCCAUGAAAGUUUUUCAAAUGGUAACAGAGCUAAUAAUAGCUCUGCAACAGAUAAAGGCCAAGUUCAUCAAAAUGGAGUCAAUAGUCUGAGUGAAAAAUCAAUAAAUAAUACUGUUAAAGAAAAUCCUUCUGCCGUGGUGUCUGAAAUGCAAUUGAGUAAUACUGUUCGUAUAUUUCCAGUACCAAAUGAUUCUGGUAAAAUUCAACAAACACCUUUAGACAGCGAAUUAAAUUCACUGAAGGAAGAUGUUUCAGAAGAUAAAACUCACUUGAAUUCCAAUGAAUUUCAAACUGCUACUUCAUCUAAUGUUGUAAAUUCGGAAAAUAUUUCAGAAGAAGGUAAGACAAAGGCCCAAUUAAAAGCUGAAAGACGUGCCAAACAAGAAGCUCAAAGAGCUGCUAAGAUAGUUAAGAAUACUGAUAAGGAAUCACAAAAAGCACCAACUAUUCCUGAAGCUAAAAAUUUAAAAGAAGCUAUAGAUUCCUCAGCAAAUAAUGUAUCAGUUUCUAAAACUGAAACAGAAAAUGAAACAGCAAAGUGUUUGGUUGAAAAAGAUGUUAUACGCAAAGUGCGUCUCUUUUCUCAUCUCCCACAAUGUAAGUCAUUUAAAAAUCUCAGUGAUGUAAAUUCUAAAAUUCACCCUGCUAUUUUAGAAGUUGGUUAUCAAUACUCAAAAGGCACUAUUUGUGGAUCAAAUGCCCGUUGUAUAGCCCUACUUGCUGCUUUUAGUAAAGUUAUAAAUGGCUACACCGCGCUCUCUGGUAAAGAUUUUUCUCGUGACUUGGAAUCGAAACUGCAAACCUACUUAAACUUUCUCAACAAUUGUAGACCAUUAUCUGUCAGUAUGAUAAAUGCAGUUAAAUUCUUGAAACAUCAAAUAAAUCAUGUACCAAAAGAAUCGGAUGAAUGUAAAAUUAAAGAAAAUCUGAAUAGUUUUAUUUACAACUUUGUCAAUGAUGAGAUUUUAUUAGCUAAAGAAGCAAUAGGCAAUUCAGCAUCUGCUAAAAUUGUUAAUGGCGAUAUUAUUUUGGUGUUCUCGUAUUCUUCUCUGGUCAAGGAUGUGCUAUGCAAGGCUUAUGACCAAGACAAAAAGUUCCAAGUUAUAGUUGUUGAUUCAAGGCCUAAAAUGGAAGGUUUGGAAAUGCUCCGGCGUCUGGUUAGGAGAGGCUUGCAUUGCUCCUAUGUUUCAAUAACCGCCCUUUCUUAUGUGAUGAAAGAAGUGUCCAAAGUCAUCAUUGGAGCACAUGCUCUUCUUUCUAAUGGUUGUGUUAUGUCUCGACUGGGUUGUAAGCAAGUAGCGCUAGUAGCGUCUUCUUAUAGUGUUCCCGUACUGGUUUGCUGUGAAACGUACAAAUUCUGUGAACGUGUUCUUACAGAUUCUUUUGUUCAUAAUGAGCUUGGAGAACCUGAGGAGCUAGUCAACUCUCAUCUUGUACCAAACAAUAAUCUGCUAAAUUGGAAGGAUUUACCCUCAUUGCAGGUGCUAAAUUUACGAUAUGAUGUCACACCACCUGACUUGAUAUCUAUGGUGAUAACAGAGAAAGGUGUUCUUCCUUGUACAUCUGUGCCUGUAGUUUUGAGAGUGCGACAUGCUGGGCUUCAUGAAUAAAAUUUUCUGUUAUGGUAAUUGUGUUUAAAACAUUUAGUACUAUUUCCAAAUUAAUGAAUAAA
Molecule: messenger RNA, 2441 nt
Organism: Uloborus diversus
Lineage: Eukaryota; Metazoa; Arthropoda; Arachnida; Araneae; Uloboridae
Gene: eIF2Bdelta
Product: translation initiation factor eIF-2B subunit delta-like
Exons: 2
Coding region: 124-2379 (751 amino acids)
Source: RefSeq, a predicted model, not a curated record